Penicillium nucicola is the source of this 915-nucleotide messenger RNA. RefSeq lists its product as uncharacterized. The record is from RefSeq and is a predicted model, not a curated record. NCBI's taxonomy places the organism in Eukaryota, Fungi, Ascomycota, Eurotiomycetes, Eurotiales, Aspergillaceae. Bases 1 to 915 code for a protein of 304 amino acids. Gene Ontology annotation, molecular function: RNA polymerase II cis-regulatory region sequence-specific DNA binding; DNA-binding transcription factor activity, RNA polymerase II-specific. The transcript is spliced from 4 exons. Gene Ontology annotation, cellular component: chromatin. Gene Ontology annotation, biological process: regulation of transcription by RNA polymerase II.
AUGUCUUCCCUCACCAACCCUUAUGACGCACCUUUGACUUCCUACACCUAUCGGCCUUUCGAUAUUUCUCAGACCCUAAGUGAUGAUACCCAGAACGCCGGGUUAUAUACAAGCACACCAACAAAGUCGCGUUCGCCCUCUUUGUCGAACUCCAACCGCGUUAGCAAAGCCCUGAAAGGCAAAAGAGUGCACAUGUGCGAGCACCCUGGAUGCCCAAAGGUCUUUACCAGAGCCGAACAUCGGAGACGCCAUGAGCUCAGCCACCAAUCGAGGAAACAAUAUACUUGCGCCUAUCCCGGGUGUGGAAAGGCGUUCCACCGUUCGGACUACUUAAACCAACAUAUGUCGCGACACUCAUCCAUGUCGCCUAACCUUGGAAAAUCGGUCGCAAAAGGCAACAGAUCUCGCUCAACGAGUAUCCAGGAGAUGCAGUCACAACCAAUUCAUUCGCCUCCAAUGCCUUUCCAACUUGAGCCAAACGACUAUUCUCAAACAUGGGGAAGCAUGGAUUCGUCAAUGACUUAUGCCCAGUACUCACCGAGUCAGAGUCAGCGCAACUCUCCGGUAUCGUUUGACAGGCAUUCGUCUCCCGAUUCAUACACAAAUGAAAGAUUCAGCUCCCCUAUGUCGAACGAGUCAUACAACGACACUCCCAUUCAAUAUCCCGCCUCGGGCCUUCCUGUCGAGCUGGUCUCUAGCAUCGACAAUUACCUUCGCAGCAUUCUCAAGCCCGAGGUUUUUGCUUCUUCUCAUCCUCAAAUGGACCAUAGCAUGUGGAACGCAGAGAGUAUUGAGAUGGAUCCAGUUUUGACUAAGCCGGAGAAUCCUGAAUUUUCCUUGUAUUCUUGGCCUCCCGUGCACAGUCUAUCAUACGAUCACGCACUCAUGGAUCAUCAUCACUCUACUUGUCACUGA